Messenger RNA from Symbiodinium natans, 2163 nucleotides. The record is from the annotation of a GenBank genome assembly. Lineage: Eukaryota; Dinophyceae; Suessiales; Symbiodiniaceae.
AUGUCCGCAGGGGCCGAUUUCACGGAAAUGGCCGGGAAGGCGAUCAAGGAUGCCGUGCGCCUGGCCCGGGACAGGGGCCAUCUCCAGCUGGACCCGGCGCACGUCUUUGCUGUCCUUGUCAAGGAGAGGAGCACCCUGCCGGCGCAAGUGCUCUCGCGGCUGAAUGGCGACAGCCAGGAGGUGGCCAAAGGCUGUGACCGACUUUUGAGCAGCUUCAGCUCCCAGAGCCCGGCGCCAGAGGACAUUGCCCCGAACAACGCCAUGCGCGGUACCCUUGCACAGGCAGAGAGGCUGAGGGCUGCCAGCGGCGACAGCUACCUCAGCCUGCCCGACCUUUUCCUAGCACUGCUGAAGCAGAAGUCGCUGAGAGAGGUCGUGUCUUCAGCGGGCUACAGCAUUUCGGCUGUGGAGAAGUCCAUCCAGGAAGUCCGAGGAUCACGGAAAGUGGACAGCCAGACCGGCGACGAGAACUUCGAGGCCCUGUCCAAAUACGGCAGGGACCUCGUGGCCGAUGCGGAGAACGGCAAGCUCGACCCCGUCAUCGGGCGCGAUGAUGAGAUCCGGCGCGUCGUGCAGGUCUUGGCUCGGCGCACCAAGAACAACCCUAUCCUGGUUGGAGAUCCAGGCGUUGGGAAGACUGCCAUUGCCGAGGGCCUGGCGCAGCGUGUCGUGGUCGGGGACGUCCCCGAAGCGCUGCAGGGCUGCCGCAUCGUCGCCCUCGACGUCGGAGCCCUGAUUAGCGGGGCCAAGUACCGCGGCGAGUUCGAGGAGAGGCUGAAAGCAGUGCUCCAAGAAGUCAAGGAUGCCGAGGGAAGAGUUGUCCUCUUCAUCGACGAGGCGCACCUCUUGAUAGGCGCGGGAAAAACGGAUGGAGCCAUGGACGCGGCAAACCUCCUCAAGCCCAUGUUGGCGCGCGGAGAGCUCCGCUGCAUCGGGGCCACGACGAUGGACGAGUACCGGCGGUACAUCGAAAAGGAUGCUGCCCUGGAGAGACGUUUCCAGCAGGUCCACGUGGAAGAGCCUUCCGUGCAGACCGCCAUCACCAUCCUGCGUGGCUUGAAGGAUCGGUAUGCAGCCCACCACGGUGUGAGCAUCCAGGAUGCUUCGCUCGUUGCCGCGGCGACACUGUCCAGCCGGUAUAUCACUUCCCGAUUUCUCCCCGACAAGGCCGUGGAUCUUCUGGAUGAAGCUUGCUCCAAGAUCCGUGUGCAGCUGAGCUCUCAACCAGAGGCCAUCGACAGCCUGGAGCGCCGGCGGCAGUACCUGGAAGUGGAGGUGAAAGCGCUCAGCAAGGAGAAGGACCACGGCUCCAAGACGCGGCUUGCAGAGGCCCAGAAGGAGCUCUCAGCCGUCUCCGAGCAACUUGCACCACUGCGAGCCCGUUACCAGCAGGAGCGAGAGCUCAUUGACGACUUGCGCAAGGCCAAGCAGAAGCUGCAGGACCUGAAGAGGAAGCUCGAGGUCAUGGAGGCGCGCCACGAUGUCGACGCUGCCGCGGAUCUUCGCUACGACGCCAUCCCGGGGGUGCAGCAACGCAUCCGCGACCUGGAGGCCAAGAAGAAGGAGCAGGAAGACGACUCUGAGAGCCCGCUUCUUGUCGAGACCGUGACCCCUGCCCACAUCGCCGAGGUGGUCUCCCGCUGGACUGGCAUUCCGGUGUCCAAGCUCUCGCAGGGGGAGAAGGCCAAGCUCUUGAAUCUGGAGGCGGAGUUGAACCAGCGCGUCAUCGGACAGGAGGAGGCGGCCGCUGCUGUGGCGCGCGCCGUGCUGCGCAGCGCCGCCGGCCUCGCGCGGCGGAACCAGCCCACGGGCUCCUUCCUCUUCGCUGGGCCCACAGGGGUCGGAAAGACCGAGCUGGCAAAGGCGCUGGCCGCAAACCUCUUCGACAGCGAAGCGCGGAUGAUCAGGUUUGACAUGUCCGAGUACAUGGAGCAGCAUGCCGUCUCAAGGCUUAUCGGUGCGCCCCCGGGCUAUGUGGGACACGAGGCUGGUGGCCAGCUAACGGAGGCUCUGCGUCGUCAUCCCUACAGUGUGGUCCUCUUCGACGAGAUGGAGAAGGCGCACCCGCAAGUUCUCAAUGUGCUGCUGCAGCUCCUCGACGACGGCCGCAUCACCGACAGCCACGGCAGGACCGUGAGAAGACGAAGGGCUUGGCCGGCUUAG